Onychostruthus taczanowskii (white-rumped snowfinch) is the source of this 756-nucleotide messenger RNA. It is a transcript of the gene OLAH, whose product is annotated as oleoyl-ACP hydrolase. The coding region runs from base 1 to 756 and encodes 251 amino acids. The record is from RefSeq and is a predicted model, not a curated record. Gene Ontology annotation, biological process: lipid biosynthetic process. The transcript has 6 exons. Lineage: Eukaryota; Metazoa; Chordata; Aves; Passeriformes; Passeridae.
AUGGAAAAGCUGGUUGCUUGUGUACAAAAAAAGCCAGAUGCUGUUUGUAGACUGAUUUGCUUUCCAUGGGCUGGAAGUGGAACCUCACAGCUUGCUCAAUGGGGCAGACUCUUCAACGACUCAGUUGAAGUGUUCUGUAUAAGGCUUCCUGGAAGAGAAACUCGUCUUGGGGAGCCUUUUGCAAAAGACAUGACAAGUGUAGUUAAUGAAAUUUCAACUGUUUUGUUAAAAGAAUUGAAAGAAAAACCAUUUGCAUUUUUUGGUCACAGUUUUGGAACUUACACGAGUUUUGCCGUUGCACUUCAUUUGAAAGAAAAGUACGGACUGGAGCCAGUCCAUCUUUUCAUGUCAGCAGCACAUUCCCCAAAUUCUGCAGCAUAUCUUGCCGUCAAAAGCAUAGUCCUACCUGAUGGAAGCAAUGACCUUCUUGCAAUUAUGGAGAUUCUAGGAGGAAAUUUUGAGCUCCCACACGAUGAAGACAUUUGGAGAGAUACGGCGCUUACUUUCAAAGAAGACGCUAGACUUUUUCAGACAUUUUCAUUUGAGAAGACAGAAAUGAAUACCCCCUUCUCUUGUGAUAUUACCUACUUUUGUGGGUCUGAUGAUAAAAUAUAUGAUGCAAAAGGUUGGCAAGAAUUAACAAGUGGUGAUACUUCCUUUUAUGAGCUUCCUGGAGAUCACCUUUACCUGCUGAAACCAUCUAAUGAAAGCUUCUUGAUAAAACACAUCACAAGAAGCAUAGAAAAUGGUCUAUGA